AUGGUCGUCCACCUUCCAAGCUCCAGCGAGAGUAAAGCUUUGGUCUUCUUUGACCUACCCAUCCACGAACGACGAACAAUCAUCUUCGUCGCGACAAAGCCUGCAUGUCCCGCGCUUCCAUCUGUUAUGGACGAUAACCCAGGCCCUCACCAUGAGGGCACCAUCGGCGCCCUCUCUGCCUCGUCAGCGUCGCAGCUCUUUGCCAAUUUUGCGUCGUACGAACCCAUUUCGCGUGCCACCACCCCCGGCAUGCCCUAUUCCAAGUCGGACGAAGAUGACAAGAAGCGAUAUCGGCCACGCACCUUUGCCUACUUCAAUCAGCUGCCCUUUCUCGUCGAGGAGGAGGAGCAGCGCGACGUCGCACUGCAGGACAUCCUCAAGCAGCUCUACAUCGCCAUCCGCGCCGAGGACUUUUCUCCCGGCGCCCUGCACUGGACCAGAGAACUUCAGGGCUGGCUCAAUCUCAAGUUUGAGAUAACGCGUGAGCUGAGGGCAAAGCUUGCCAAGCUCUAUUACUCUCUCGCGCUCGCUCCCGGCCUUGAUGCUACGCCGGCCGACCGAUUUCUGCGCAUGGUCGUAACGCUGACCAGGAAAAACCACUACCUCAAGCCGGGUGAAGACCUGACACUCGAUUGGAGACCGCUUUGGCAGGAGGUCAAGACCUGGGUGCUGCCCGCCGAGGUGCCCGCUCAUCAAAGCAGCCGCCGACGAUCGUCUAAGCAACUUCUAAAGCUCUGCACCCAUGUCCACACAUACUUUGACCCAAAGGAGCGACCAGAGAUGCUGCAGGAGUUCUUACCAUUUUUUAGUGUUCACGAAUUGCCCAACGCCUUCAUCGUCACCGGCGUGCUCAACACGCUGCUACCCAGCCAUCCUGCACCCUCAACCGCUCUCAAUGCUCAGCCUGAUGCUUUCUUUCCUACCCUUUUCCACUUGUGGUCCAUCAUGAAUCGAUCCAAGGUGGUAGACAUCUUCUUCAUUGACAUGUUCUCGAGGAUGGCGCGGGACCAUUUGCAUUGCGCUUACGUGCCCUUUGGCGAGCAUGGCAUCUUCACCAAGGAGCAAUCCGACCUGAUUUUCACAGCCAUCCUGCGACUGACACAAAUUCCCGUGGGCCAGUCCAACUCGCCCUACUCGCCGCUCGACUUUCUGUCUGGAGCUGGCAUGUACAUGGAAAAGGACAAAAAGAAGUACCCCAUUGCAUACAUGAUGGCCCGCUGGAUAGUCAGCUCACUCUCACCAGCCUGCUCAGGCGAGAAGGACUCGGUUAUGUCGACACUGGAGGGUCUGAUGGAGUCGAUUGACACAUUUUUCCACCCGUCGAAUCAAGGCUCAUGGACAUCUCUCCUAGGUCAAUUGAUUCUCUUCCUCACAGAUGCGUUUGUGUCCCGUUGGAAUCGAGAGCAGAGUGGUGAGCUCGAAAUACCACAGGAGCGCAAAAUUGACAAGGAAUUGAAAAGGCGAUUUGUUGAAUCUCUCAAGGAGGUUACUUUCAUGGGCCUUUUCUCCAAGAGCAGCCGCGUAUCCCACUGCUACUAUAAUGCCUUGCAAGGGCUAGCUUACCUGGAGCCCGAUCUUGUGUUGCCUGGUGCAUUGCAAAGGUUUUAUCCCAGUCUUCAAGGAUUGGUUGAAGUACACCGAACCACUUCGAGCCUGAAUAGCUUACAAAUGAUUGCAAAUGUCAUGUCCAAGUUGAAAGGCUAUCGAUGCCAUAUUACUGCUCUCCUGGCACUUGCUCUCCCUGGCAUCGAUGCCAAUGAUCUGAGCAAGACACAGUAUACCCUCAACUUCAUCCAAAGUGUCGCAUACAGUAUUCCUUUUGCCUCGAUGACCAAGGAGGACAGCGCUGUUCAUGAUACAGGCCUGGCCAUGCAAUGGGUCCAGGCUGAAAUGGAUCGCAUGGAGCGGGAUGGGCAAAAUGUCGUCAUUGACUACAAUGCGGAACUGACAGACGAGGACGAAGCUGACAUUCUACGAUCAUCAACGGCGGGCUUUGCGGAGUUCGUCAUGACCCUUCUUGGCAAGGUGUUUACCCUGCUGGAGAACCUGCCCGAUGCUAAUCAGGUUCGUGGUGGGACUCCGGAAGAUAACGUUAUCAACGCGCUUCCAGCUGCGCUGUCACCCUUGUUUGCUUCUUUGUCUCCAGACUUAUUCGAUAUGGCUGUUGAAAGGCUGGCCACUUUUGUAUCAUCUCAUGUGGUGCAUCAGGCACGAGAUGCCAUGGCUUGGAUUCUCAACGCACUCUGCAAAGUUAACCCGGAAAAGACGCUCAAAAUCUUCAUUCCCAUGCUUGUUGUCAACAUUCGCAAUGAGAUUGACCAUAACCACGCUGCAUCUGAUCGAACAUCAGGCACCGACUACCUACCACGCGACAGAGCUCUUGUAUGGCACAUUACCAUGCUGGCCAUGGUGGUAGUGCACGUCGGACGCGAGGUCCUGAGCCACAAGGACGAGCUUCUCGGAAUCGCUGGUUACAUGCAAGAAAAGUGUCGCGGUUUGCCAACCAUUUUGGUUUCUAACUACAUUCAUCAUCUCCUCCUCAACCUGACCCACACAUAUCCCAUUGACCACGCUCUGUACGAGCCAGAGGUCAUCAAGAGGGGUUUGGACGUCAGUGACUGGGGCAGAACUACAGCCCCUGCUGAUCUCACUAUCAAGUGGCAUCAGCCAUCGCCGCCCGAAAUUGAGUUUGCCGUGGAAUUGUUUGCGUCGCAGACCAAGUCCAUAUCUCAGCAACUGGCCCUUCUUCUUAGCGAAAAUCCCCCUGUCAGCCGCAAAGGCAAGAACAAGGAGUGGUCCGAUGAAGUCUCGCGACUGAUGCAGCAGAUCCGGCUCGUGACUUCGGGGAUGUCCGUCAUGUUUGAUCCAAAGCGUGCAUCUGGAGAGGCAGACACAGAGAUGGGGGAAGACCCUAUCGUUGAUGCUGAUGAGGACGAAAUGAUGGUCGAUGACGACGAUCCCCUCGCCGAGGUUGCUGAUGACGAGGAGUUGAGACCGCAGUUCCGCUACCGUGCAGGAUACCCGCUCAGACGAGAUGAUCCGGCUUACGAGCAUAUUCACGUUCUUCGUGAGGAACUAGGCCAGCUCCUGACAAAGGCACAUUCCUUCCUAGUUGCGCAUCAGGAGGACGAUGUCAACUGCUUUACUACGCUGUGCUCCGCGUAUCGAACCUGGAUUACAGACGUCGGCAUUGAGCGCUCUGCUCACCCCCUCGAGCGUCACUUGCGACUUUACAAGGCUGACAUUGCAGCCUUCAAGGUCAAGGGACUCCGCAAGGUUUAUCCUCGUCCUCUGCUUAUCAAGAGAGCGGAAGCCUACUUGCUUCUCCGCAUGAAGCACAAUGCCGCAUCCAGGCAAAAGAGCGAACUAGACAAGCAGCUUCUUCUUGAUCUAACGCAAUCCUGCCUAUCGUCGUACGCUGAUGUUCGUCGCGUUGCUCAGAGCGCUCAGGACUCGUCGCUCAAGGUCCUUGUGGGCGGCAAGCCGAUUGUCAUUCCACCGCUUCUGCAAGGACUCAAGAAGGCUCUACAGGACAACGAUCACGAUCGUAUCAAGGGUGGCAUGUACACGCUGCUCUUUACAUCAUUGCUGAAGACAUUGCUCAAAGACUGGAGGUUCGCGCCGGAGGCAAUGAGACUGUAUAUCGAAACCGCGGGCAUCGACAAGCCAUCCAUUCAGAGCCUGGGAUCCUCUGCACUGUACUCACUAAUCGAAUUCGGCAAACCAUUCGAGCGGGCGAUCAUUGUGGACAAGGAGGUUGUUGACACUAUCCGUCCCCGGGAAGAUCCCUCAUCUGUGAUCGACUCACGACACCAGUUUAUUCUCCAACGGCGUACCAGAGUUGAAGAAUCAAAGGCCGUCCUGGGUCUCGAGCUCACCAGAAAGGCCAAGGACGCACACUGGAAAGUUGCAACGAGAUGUGCUAUCUUUGCAGCCAACUUGUCUCUUCGCUUCGACACGAUUGCACCGACCGAAUUCAUUGAGUUGGUUGCAAACGGCACAAACGAUCCUCACCCGGGCCUCAGAGGCUACUAUCUUAAUGCCUUUACGUCCAUCUUCACCGCCAUUGAUCUACGAGCCGUUUAUGAGCAUGAUUAUCGCAACUACUUGCUUGAAAAGGAGAGCAAAGAUCGGAACAAGAUUACUAUCGAGGUGAAAAAGGGUGAUGCCGAAUAUACUAGAAAGUUCCUCGACGCUUUCAAGGAUCCAAGCACUGCGGAGUACAUGGUGGAUUCGGAUCACCCGGGAUGGCUCGUAUGGGGCAAGUCUUUCUCUGCCUUCCGAGCCAGACCUAUGCCCUUUGAUUCAUACGAUGCUGUGGAACGUGGUGUGCGUACUCAGAUUGGCAAGAUCUUGGACAAGGCUUGGUUCCACCGAUUCCGCAUGAGCAACGUUUACCUGUUGAUGCAUGUAUUUGACUUGAUGCACUAUGGAUGCACAGCUGUCAAAUUGGACGAAAUCAAGGAGCUCAUGACGGAAGUGUAUGGUGACGGCAGUGACAAGCACCAGCAUCGCGCGACUUCAGAAAUUCUCGGAGCAUUGUUAGCUGGAUCUAGCGACGACCCACCAGCCAUUCGAAGCCGGGUGUGGGAGUUUGCUGCGCCCAAGAUUUUGGAAAUCUUUGAUGACGGGCUUACUCCCGACAAUUUGACAUACUGGAUGACGUGCUUGCACUUCAUUCUAGACUCCAAGGAUCCCCGCCGAUCUCAUGAGCUGGUGGAUGCGCUACGUGCUUUCCGCCUGGACAUGAACUCGAAUGCGGCGUUCAAGGAAUCUGCCAAGAUUCAACUGGUCGAGUUCGCAAUUGCGGAUGGUGGGUGGCACUUUCGUGACACGCAACCUAUCCUGGACAACUUCCUGGAACACCUGGACCACCCUUACAAGGCAGUGCGUGAGUCGAUGGGUCGUGUCAUUUCCGUCAUUUACAAGUCGAGAUAUCACGAGUCGUUUGAGAGUGUGAGGAAGCUGUUGGAAGAAAACAGGGCAGAUUCUUCGAUUGGCAUUCGACCGUAUAAGCCAGAUGAUGAGUUCAGCGCCGUGGUGCGAGACGUCUUUUCGCGGCUAGAGAAGUGGAGGCAGGAGCGCACGCCAGGACAGCAGACGCAGUCGUCGUAUACGGCAGGUAGCAAGACAGUCCUCAUGUGGCUAGACUGCGCCUUGUCAUCGCACGAGUGUACGCAGCUUGUGCCGUUCUUUUCUACGCUGUUUAUGGAUGAGCUCCUUCAUAUGAUGGACGUGAAGGAGGACCCAGAGCUCAUGCGCACGGCAUACCACGUGUACCGUCAUCUACCCAACAUUCCAUUCCGGGAUGGUGAAGAUGCAGACUUUAUUCAAGGCCUGGUGCGAAUUGGGCGCAAUGCUGGCAGCUGGCAUCAGCGACUGCGCGCACUUGUCAACAUGCAAGUCGUCUACUUCCGACGCAUUUUCACGACGGACAAGAGUUUGAGGGAUGUUUUGUUCACCACAGUCUCGGACAUGCUCAGCGACUCACAACUAGAAGUGCGGGGGUGUGCAGCCUCGACGUUGGCGGGCAUGAUUCGGUGCUCGCCUCGGCGCGUCCGAGACCCCAUGAUAGAACAUUUGAAAGAUAGAUUUGAAAGGGAGCUGGCGCAGAACCCGAUGCCGAAGCGUGGACCCAAGGUAGCUGGAACAGACACUCCGGUAGAUGUGCAGAAGCAAAUCACCCGGAGGCAUGCCGCUGUUCUUGGACUAGGUGCGUUGAUCGAGGCCUUCCCGUAUGCAACACCGCCACCCAAGUGGAUGCCUGAAGUUCUGGCUACAUUGGCACGUCGUGCCGCGGGCGACGCGGGCGUGGUGGGCAAGGCAACAAAGGGAAUACUGAGCGAGUUCAAAAAGACUCGACAGGACAGCUGGACUGUGGACCAGAAGGUAUGUGACGAGUGCAGCAAAGACGCGGGCAGCUACAUGGACUAA
Molecule: messenger RNA, 5934 nt
Organism: Cordyceps militaris CM01
Lineage: Eukaryota; Fungi; Ascomycota; Sordariomycetes; Hypocreales; Cordycipitaceae
Product: proteasome activator subunit 4, putative
Exons: 6
Coding region: 1-5934 (1977 amino acids)
Biological process (GO): proteasomal ubiquitin-independent protein catabolic process
Cellular component (GO): nucleus; cytosol
Molecular function (GO): peptidase activator activity; proteasome binding
Source: RefSeq, a predicted model, not a curated record